Acaulospora morrowiae is the source of this 1395-nucleotide messenger RNA. The record is from the annotation of a GenBank genome assembly. NCBI's taxonomy places the organism in Eukaryota, Fungi, Glomeromycota, Glomeromycetes, Diversisporales, Acaulosporaceae.
AUGGAUACAAAAGAGCACAAGGCUCAUCGACCUCGCCAAUCUGGCUCUAAGAAAGAUAAAAAGACAAAAAAACAAAAAAAGCAACAAGAAAAAAAUCCAAAGGCGUUCGCGCCUUUAUCCGGAAGAAAAGCGGACAAACUUGCCAGGCGUAAACAAGAAAUAAUACAAAAUAAACUUCAUGUACCAUUAGUAGAUCGAACACCAACCGAACCACCACCAGUUGUGGUUGCGGUAGUUGGUCCACCCCAGACUGGAAAGACAACGCUGAUAAAGUCUUUGGUAAAACGAUAUACCAAACAUAACCUUACGGAAACAAAAGGACCCAUUACUGUCGUUAGCGGUAAAAGAAGAAGACUGACAUUCAUUGAAAGUGCAAAUGAUAUGAAUUGUAUGAUAGAUAUUGCCAAAGUAGCUGAUCUAGUAUUAUUGUUGAUUGAUGCAAGUUUUGGAUUUGAAAUGGUGAGUGAACCUGAUUUACCCGAAACUUUUGAAUUCCUAAAUAUUUUACAAACACAUGGAUUCCCAAAGAUUAUAGGCGUACUUACACAUCUUGACAAAUUUAAAAACAACAAAACGUUAAAGGUCACUAAAAAACGAUUAAAGCAUCGCUUUUGGACUGAAAUUUAUCAGGGGGCAAAGCUUUUUUAUUUAUCAGGAGUAAUAAAUGGUCGAUAUCCAAAUCAGGAAAUUCAUAACCUUUCGAGAUUUAUUUCGGUUAUGAAGUUUAGGCCAUUGGUUUGGAGAAAUACUCAUCCAUAUCUAGUGGCCGAUCGCGUAGAAGAUUUAACCGAUCCUGAGGAAGCUAGAAAGAAUCCCAUCUGCGAUAGAACGGUUACUCUGUAUGGAUAUUUGCGUGGAACAAAUAUGAAGUCAAACAUGAAGGUACACAUCCCUGGCGUCGGAGAUCAUUAUCUAUCGGAUGUAACUGUACUUCCGGAUCCGUGUCCACUACCGGAUAAAGUAAGGAAGAGUUUGAGCGAAAAACAAAAGCUCAUCUAUGCACCAAUGUCUGAUGUUGGUGGAAUUAUGUAUGACAAAGAUGCUGUGUACAUCAAUGUACCAGGGAAUUUUACAAAGGAGAACAAUGAAGAUGGAGAUGAACAUGAGGUCGAGCAAGGACCUGGUGAAAAAAUGGUAAUAGAUUUACAGGAUGCACCAGAGACUCUUGCUUCGAGGCUAAAAGAAACUUCUCUUUCAAUUUUUGCUAAUUCUGUUCCUAUAAAAGGUGCAGAAGUUGAGGAAAGUCAACACAAUGGUUCAACGAGAUCGUUGGAUGAUGAUGAGUCAGAUCGCACCAGACGUAAAGUAGCCUUUGAGAAUGAAGAAAACGGGACAUAUGAAGAUUUUGAAAAUGAUCGAAUAAAUUUAGAAGAAAAUAAAGAUAACAAUCAUACU